Messenger RNA from Pogoniulus pusillus (Red-fronted tinkerbird), 2567 nucleotides. Its product is annotated as kinesin-like protein KIF18B. Gene Ontology annotation, biological process: microtubule-based movement. The transcript has 13 exons. The record is from RefSeq and is a predicted model, not a curated record. The coding region runs from base 13 to 2223 and encodes 736 amino acids. Gene Ontology annotation, molecular function: microtubule binding; ATP binding; microtubule motor activity. NCBI's taxonomy places the organism in Eukaryota, Metazoa, Chordata, Aves, Piciformes, Lybiidae.
GCCGCCGCCGCCAUGGCGCUGGUGCCUCCCCCCGGGGAGGGCACCGUGGCCGUCGUGGUGCGAGUGCGACCCCCUGCAGCCGGCGAGAGAGCCGCGCAGCAGCCGCUGCUGAGAGUCGUCGACCGCAACACCCUCGUGUUCGACCCCGAGGGGCUGGGUGGUGCCUCCGGCCCUGCGCUGCCUGCCCGCGGCACCAAGCACCCGAGGAAACAGCAGAAGUUCGUCUUCGACCGCGUGUUUGGGGAGCAGGCGAGGCAGGAGGAGGUGUUCCAGCACACCACCCGCGACAUGCUCGGCAGCGUCCUCGACGGCUACAACUGCUCCGUGUUUGCCUAUGGUGCCACGGGAGCAGGGAAGACCUUCACCAUGCUGGGCUCGGAGCAGAGCCCUGGCAUCAUCUACCUCACCAUGGUGGAGCUGUACAAGAGGCUUGAGGCCAUGAAGGAGGAGAGGAGCUAUGAGGUCCUGGUCUCCUACCUGGAGGUCUACAACGAGCAGAUCCAUGACCUGCUGGAGCCCAAGGGCCCUCUGAGCAUCCGGGAGGAGCCUGGCAGGGGAGCUGUGGUCCAGGGCCUGUCCUUCCACCAGCCCAGCUCGGCAGAGCAGCUGCUGCAGAUGCUGCUGAGCGGCAACAGGAACCGGACGCAGCAUCCCACGGAUGCCAACGCCUGCUCCUCCCGCUCCCACGCUGUCUUCCAGGUGUGCGUGAAGCAGCAGGACUGUGCCGCUGGGCUCGGUGGGGCCGUGCGAGUGGCCAAGCUGAGCUUGGUGGACCUGGCGGGCUCGGAGCGAGCUUCGGUGGCCAAGACGAGGGGCGAGCGGCUGCGGGAGGGGGCCAGCAUCAACCGCUCGCUGCUGGCCCUGAUCAACGUCCUGACGGCGCUGGCGGGCGGCAGGGGCAGGAGCGGGCACGUCCCGUACCGGGACAGCAAGCUGACGCGCCUGCUGAAGGACUGCCUGGGCGGCAACUGCCGCACCCUCAUGCUGGCUGCGCUCAGCCCCUCGCCGCUGGCCUCCGAGGACACCUACAGCACGCUCAAGUAUGCCAGCCAGGCCAAGGCCAUCAGGGUCUCGCUGAAGAGCAACCUGCUGAGCGUGGACUGCCACGUGUGCGGCUACACGGAGCUGUGCGAGCAGCUGAGAGCCGAGGUGGCAGAGCUGCGGGCCAAGCUCCGUGCCUACGAGGAUGCUGCCCGGGGGUCCCAGAGCCAGGUGCCAGUGCUGCUGCCUGCCCACUCUUCUGGCCCCUCGGAGCUGCCCAGGGCUGUAGCUCCUGCCGUGAGCUGCCCCCCACAGCUGCAGUCCCUGCACGAGGAUGGCAGCUUCCUGGCUCCCGAAGUGGCCUCCGAGGAAGUGCAGCCCCAGGCCCAGCAGGAGGCUGCUCCAAGGCAGGAGCAGGUCCCAGCUGCAAGCACAGCUGCAGAGCUGAGCGGGGCCAGCCCAGCCCAGAGGAGCCAGCAGGGCUGUGAUGGGCAGGAGCCAGCUGAGAGCUCUGUGGCUGUGCCUGGUGCCCCUGUGAUCAGCUCUCCCCUGCCCGGCUGGCAGCACCUGGCUCCGCUCACCAGUGCCACGCUGCUGGCCCUCAGCCCCAUUAAGAAGAGGGAGAGGUCCCCUGAGAUGCCAACUUCUUCCCAGCUGGCAUCUCCCUGCAGCCUCUCCCCACGGGUGAAACGGCAGCGCAGGUGUGGGCAGCAAGCAGAGGCUGCCAGGGCAGGGCAGAGCCUGGACAGCCUCUGCCUGCCAGCUGCAGCCCCAGCACCCCCUGGCUCCCUGCCAGCCUCGUCCUGCAGCUCCAGCCUGUGCCCAGUGACAGUCACCCAGAGCCGUGUGCCCCUGUCCCAGCUGGCAGCUCAGAAUGGCUGUGCUCUGCCCCAGCCCUCUGGCAGUGCUCUGGAUGUCACCUAUGAGGUCUGCAAGACCUCAGACUGGGCAUGUACCACCAAGGCAUCAUCUGUGCCCAAGCUCCCCUUGGUCUCCAGAGCAUCUGCCCUGAAGCAGAAGGCAGUGGAGAGAACCAUUUGCCCCACCCUGGGUGGUCAUCAGAGCAGCAUCCCCCAGCUGCGGAGGGGCAGGCAGAGAGCUGCCAAGUCCUGCAUGCCAGCCACAGAGCAUCCUUCAGGGCCUCUGAGCAGGCAUCGCAGCAAGAGGACCCCCAGAAAGUGCCCAGCCCUUGGCAGCUGCACCCCUGCCUCCACCCCUCAUCCAGUGAAGCUCUUACUGUGAAGGCUCCACCACCCAGGGCCCCCAGCCCACCCUCUCUGCCCUGGCCCGCCGUUCUUGCAGCCCUCAACCUCUUUUGGUCCUCUGCUUUGUGUCCCUGUCCCCUCUCCCCCUGCUCUGCAUCUUGGUCCCUGUUCCCUCCCUCCCCGUUUUGCUGUUCGGUUCUCCCCCUGCCCGGUCCUGCUUUGCAGUGCAGUUCCCUUCCUAUCCCCUCCCCUUACUGUUGUCCUUAUCCCUCCCCUCCUGGUUUACGCCUGGGUUUUCUCUCUCUCCCCUCCCUUCGUGGCUCCAUUCCCUCUCCCUGUUCUUUGUGCUGUGCAGUAAAGGUUUGGUUCUUUGACUCUUCA